AUGAGUAUGGAAUUCUAUUCAAAUUUAGACUCACGGCUUCUUGACCGACAAACACCAACUAUUUUUGAAAUUAUAUCGGCAGAAGAGUUAGAGAAUCUUCUCUCUCCAUCCAUACGAUAUGUGUUGGCAUAUUAUGCGACCAGGCAUCCAAGACAUCUGAUCAAGAUUCUUAAUCAUUUUGGAUCUUUAAAUCUUCUAAUCAGAGGUUUAAUUGAGUACAGAGUUUUGAGAACAUGGAACUCCACAUUCAUAGAGAAGUUUUAUGGUUUAAAGAGAGUUAACAGACCAGCAAUUGGCGAAUGGAUUACAAAAAGCAUUUCGGAUAUAUCCCCGAGAUAUGAGAAACUAAGGCGUUUAAAGAAAAAGCAGAUUUGGGGUACUCUUCUUGAGCUACUUCUCGUGCCGUACAUUAAAGAGAAGUUAGAUGUAUUAUAUGAACAUCUUCUUCCAGAAUAUCUUCUCAAUAAAUUAAAACCUCGCGAGAGUAUAAAGGAUUUUAUAAGGUACAGUUUUGUCAGAUUGUAUCCAAAGGUAGAAUUAACUCUACGAAUUCUCGACAUUGUAUACAAAAUCCUUUUUAUAUCAGGAAGAACAAAAAGUGCAUCACUAUUACAACAGCUCUUUGGCAUUCAGUAUGCCAGGUUCAGUUCAUAUGAUUAUCAGUUGAAUGAGAAAAGAGUGUCAAAAUAUCUAUCCUCUCCAAUCGAUCCGACAUCCAGGGUUAGACCGGAAAGUUCAACUGAAUCUUUACUAAGGAUGUAUUCAAAGUUUGUUCGUCCUCUAAAAAAGACGCUUCUAUUUGGGGCUGACACUGUAUUACCCGCUUCCAUAUUUAUUCUCAAGUUCCUUGAGUGGUGGAAUUCAUCUGAUGCAGUAAGCAACUUCAAGAAUGACAAGAAAGAGAAGAAGACACCCAAGCUGCCUUCAUUGUUACCAAACAGUAUGCUUGAGGAUAAAGGCGUUGCAGGACAACUAGCCACAACAAACGAUACGUGUCGUAUAUGUCAUGAAGCAAUAAAAAAUCCCGCUAUAAUCGAGACGGGAUACGUUUUUUGUUACCCAUGUAUCUAUAAUUUUUUGAAGGAUGGCGAUAAAUCCACAGGAGGGAGAUGUCCAGUAACAGGUAAGAAGCUUCUUGGUUGUAAGUAUAGUGAUACCAUGAAAGAGUGGAAGGUCACUGGCAUCAGGAGACUAAUUAUAUAA
This is a messenger RNA of Brettanomyces bruxellensis, 1203 nucleotides long. RefSeq lists its product as uncharacterized. The coding region runs from base 1 to 1203 and encodes 400 amino acids. Gene Ontology annotation, cellular component: peroxisomal importomer complex; peroxisomal membrane. The record is from RefSeq and is a predicted model, not a curated record. Gene Ontology annotation, molecular function: protein binding; zinc ion binding; ubiquitin-protein transferase activity. NCBI's taxonomy places the organism in Eukaryota, Fungi, Ascomycota, Pichiomycetes, Pichiales, Pichiaceae. The transcript has a single exon. Gene Ontology annotation, biological process: protein monoubiquitination; protein import into peroxisome matrix.